This is a messenger RNA of Lingula anatina, 2881 nucleotides long. RefSeq names its product E3 ubiquitin-protein ligase TRAF7. Gene Ontology annotation, cellular component: nucleolus. Lineage: Eukaryota; Metazoa; Brachiopoda; Lingulata; Lingulida; Lingulidae. The record is from RefSeq and is a predicted model, not a curated record. Gene Ontology annotation, biological process: ribosomal large subunit assembly; Notch signaling pathway; protein ubiquitination. Gene Ontology annotation, molecular function: protein binding; ubiquitin-protein transferase activity; zinc ion binding.
UAGAUCUCCGCAUCAAAUUGAUGGGAACCUUGUAAUGUAAAUGAAUGACGAAGUACUUGGUGUGACGAUUUGUGUCGGCUUACCUUUAACCUGUUGAAAAUGUAAUCAGACGAUGAAUCCUGCUUUCACGGAUGAAUUCAAAAAGCUAAGAGUAGAUACAGAAGUAGCUGGGUCUUACAUGGAGACUACAUUUGGAGUUUAUUCACCAGUGACACGAACUGUAACAAACAGAGGUCAGUUGGACUCUGACUCCAGCAGUUCUUCCUCUAGAGAAGAAUGGGCAGUGUUCCCAGAUGAGGAGACAAAGCCCACUAAGGCUGUGGGUGGCUAUGGAGGAGCCACGGGUGGGGCCUAUGUUGGAGCCCAGGGACCCAUCAGUCCCACCAAGAGAGAAUCUGACCACUCCCUCAAGUCAAACAUAUCUAACUCAAGUCUCGACUCUCAGGAGGAAGUUUUAGUGUUUGUAGAGCCUCCAAAUAAGAAACUUUGUUGUCCAAUCUGUGGAAAAGUGUUCAAAGAGCCUGUCAUAACAGGGUGUGGGCACACCUUCUGCAGGAGAUGUGCCACUGGUGGUCAAGAUGACAUCUGCCCAAUCGAUCAAAAGAAGCUGGUUGUGAUUGUUGCCAACAUAGCUUUGUCUGAGCAAAUAGGAGAGCUGUUCAUUCACUGUAAAUAUGGGUGCAAAUACCAGGAGAGUGAGAUGGCAUAUGAAGUGGAUCCUACGGGUUGUCCUGUCACUGUGACUUUGAACUGCAGAAGAGAACAUGAAAUCGGCUGUGAUUAUGCACCUGUACGUUGCCCAAAUGAUCCAAAAUGUCCAUUAUUGCUGAAAAAGGAUUUGGCUGAGCAUAUGAGACUUUGUGAUCAUGGAAGAUGUCCACAUUCAAAAUAUGGCUGUGACUUCAGUGGAACACAGGAUAGCCUAGAAGACCAUUUAGAGACUUGUAAAUAUGAAAGCAUGAAGGAAUUCCUGCAAUCCACAGGAGACAAAAUCUCUGAACUGAACUACAAUCUUGGACAGAAGGAGCAGGAAAUAGGGUUCUUACGGUCCAUGCUGGGGAAAUUGUCAGAGAAAGUUGAUGCCAUGGAAAUGAAAAUAGGUCUGCUCAAUGAAAACCAAAGCAAAAUGAUGACUGAGUUUAUUGAUCUGAAAAGAGAUUAUGGUGGUGUCUGUGAUGAACUGAGCAGAAUGAGUAACACCAUCAACAUGGGGGCUCAAGUUGGAGCCUAUGACCCUCAGCAAAUAUUCAAAUGUAAGGGAACAUUUGUUGGUCACCAAGGCCCUGUUUGGUGCUUGACUGUUCAUGGAGAUUACUUGUUCAGUGGAUCUUCAGACAAAACCAUAAAGGUGUGGGACACUGCAACCAACUACAAGUGUCUCAAGACUCUGGAAGGUCACACUGGAAUUGUACUGGCUUUGUGUUGUUAUGGCAACAAGCUUUACAGCGGCUCUCAGGAUUGUACUAUUACUGUAUGGAACAUUGAAAAAGAGUUUGAGAAGCUAAAGGUUAUAGAAGCCCAUGACAACCCAGUCUGCACUCUUGCCUCUGCCAGGAAUAUGCUCUUUAGUGGGUCCCUCAAGGUCAUCAAGGUGUGGGAUGUCCAUACAUACCAACUGAAGAAAGAAAUCACAGGUUUGAACCACUGGGUCCGGGCAUUGGUGUCUUCACAGCAGUUCUUGUAUACGGGAUCUUAUCAGACUAUCAAGAUUUGGGACCUAGAAACCUUGGAAUGUGUUAAGAUGCUGGACACAUCAGGAGGAAGUGUGUACUCCAUCUGUAUCACAGAACACCACAUUUUGUGUGGGACAUAUGAAAACUGCAUACAUGUAUGGGAACUCGGUACAUUUAACCAAACCACAACACUCCAAGGUCAUUCAGGAACAGUCUAUGCCCUGGCACCACUUCAGACACCAUCUGGAACUAAAGUAUUCAGUGCUUCAUAUGAUCGUUCUCUCAGGGUUUGGAGCAUGGACAACAUGAUCUGCACUCAGACUUUGUUACGCCACCAAGGCAGUGUGGCUUGUCUUGCAGUCUCUAGAGGGAGGCUAUUUUCUGGUGCUGUGGAUAGUACAGUCAAGGUGUGGCAGUGGUAAUCAGUAUGACUAAACAGAAAAUGAUACCAGCUCAACUGUUUUAUUUGCGGAAAGGAUAGAAGAAUAUUGUUCUUACAGGAUGCAUACCUUUUUGAUAUAUGUCCUUAUCAACCAUUCAUGACUCUUUUCUUCGUUUGGUUUUUUAAAUCCAAACAUCUGACAAUUUAAAAAUAUUAUAAUGUGAAUCCAAUAUUUUAAUGACAUGUUUUAUAAUGAGCAUUAUGUUUUUCAAAGAUUGGAAGCUUUGUUCUUUUUUUAACCUGGUAGGCCUACUGCAGAAGCUUUCAAUAUUUCACACAGUCUUCUGCAAUUUUAACGUUUUAUUGAAAAGAGAUACUGGUAGCUCCUUGAGCUUAUAUUAUUUAUUUAGGUUAAAUAUUUUAUGCAGUUAAAGAUAUGCUUUGUACACCAAAGAUGACAUGGAAGUGCAAAAUUGGUAUUUUUAAUUAUUAAAAUAAUGCUCCCCACAUGGCAUUUAUCUACUUUACAUUUGCAAUAUGAAUGAAGUUUUUUAAUGGAGUGCGUUGUAAAGAGAUGGUAUUUCAGAUAUUUUAAGUAUUAAGCAUUGAGAAAGAAAUAUUGUUUUAAUAGUAUUAGCCCUAUAGUAUGUUUAAUUGUUGAUUUUGAGCAGCAAUUGUGGUCUUUUCAAAUUAAAGGAAUAAUGGAGACUACUUAAAAUAUUAGAUAACUGUAAUUUUAACAUUGAAGGAGACCAAUUGUUUAACAUGCAUGUUUCAGCUAAGGUAGUGCCAUCAUUGUCUUAUUAUGUCCAUUGUAGAUACGAAA